GGAGGAAAGGGCGAGGUGUUCCGAUUGACCUGAGAUAGUCUCGAAGCCUUCAGAUCAUGUGACAUACCAAGCAAGACACGCCAUGAUUAAACAUUACAGGGAAGUGCAAUGAGACCUUGCUAGAGAAGUGUACUGCUACAGAAUAUAUAGAGUAGCCAUGGACCCCAUCCGCAGUGCCCAAGAUGUCGUCCGAUGUGACCUUUGCGAGACAGCUAUAGUACAGAUGUACUGUGAUUUCUGCGACGUCAACCUAUGUAUUACCUGCAUAGGAAAACACAUUGCUGAUGACUAUCAAAAACACAUAGUGGUACCAUUCCAAAAACGAAAAUCUACCUUGAUUUAUCCCAAGUGUAGUACACAUCAAAAUAAACUGUGUGAAUUCCUUUGUAAGGAAUGUGACAUGUCUGUCUGUUCAAUGUGUGCUGUAUCUGCAGACAAACACAAGGGUCAUAGAUUUUCAAUUCUUUCGGAAAUCUACAACAACAAAAAAGCAGACUUUACAAAAGAUUCAGAGGAGAUAGAAAACGUUAUUUCUCCAACAUAUGAAGAAAUGGCCACUGAUUUAGAACUUCAAAUAACCAACUUGGAUGGAGAAUAUGUGAAAUUUACAACAGUAGUCACAAAACAUGGAGAGGAAUGGCACAAAGAAAUUGACAAUGUCAUAAACAAAAUGAAAAAUGAAAUAGAAGAGAUGAAAACCAAACACCUGGAAAUUCUGAAGAAACAUUUGGAUGAAAUUAAGCAGAUACAGUCCCUUAUUGAGCAAUCACUGAUCACUCUGAAGGAAAUGGAGGAAUCCAAUGAUGUGUCUGUGACCAUGGAAUACAGAUCCAAAAACAAAGAAUUCAGAAAACUUCCUCCCAAAGUCCGAGUCUCACUGCCUACAUUUAGUCCAAACACGAUAGACAGUGAACAAAUUUACAAGUCACUGGGAUCUUUGAUACCAUUAUCAUUUACCACAGAAGAAAAUGACUACACAUUGAAGAAAACAGAAACCUCACCCAAAAAACUAAUGGACGAACCAGAGCUUGUCACUAUAAUAAAUACUGGGUAUGAAAAACUCCGCAGUGUUAUCUGUCUCGGUGAAGAAGAAUUCUGGACAAAUGCAGAAGUCGUUGAUAUGAAAUGUUUUAAUGUUCAAGGUACAGUUACCAAUACAAUCAAAACAAAAUCAGGGAAAUGGCCAAAUGAUAUAGCAGUGACAAGUGAUGGGGAUCUACUGUACUCUGACUGGGAAACAAACACUGUGAAUAAAGUGAAGAGUGGACAGACAGAGGAGGUGAUCAGACUACAGGGCUGGAUACCUACCAAUCUCUGUGUCACCUCCUCUGGUAAUCUCCUGGUUACUGUGUACAAUGAUGAUAAAACACAAUCCAAAGUUGUCCGUUACUCAGGUUUCACAGAGAAACAAACAAUCCAGUAUGAUGAUGAGGGAAAGCCUCUAUAUUCAGGAAAUAAUAAAAUUAAAUACAUCAAUGAGAACAGAAACCUGGAUAUCUGUGUGGCUGACUGUGGAGCUGGUGCAGUAGUGGUGGUCAAUCAGUCAGGAAAACUCCGAUUUAGAUACACUGGUCACUCUUCUACUACCAAAAACAAAGCAUUCAGACCCCGGGGAAUCACACCAGACAGUCAGAGUCAGAUCCUGACAGCAGACCGUCAUAACCACUGUAUCCACAUCCUGGACCAGAAUGGACAGUUCCUCCGCUAUAUAGAUAACUGUGCUCUGAAGAACCCAUUCGGUUUAUGUGUGGACAAAAGUGACAACUUGCUUGUUGCUGAGCUUAAUGCCAUGGACCCCCGCCACAGUGCCCAAGAUGUCGUCCGAUGUGACCUUUGCGAGACAGCUAUAGUACAGAUGUACUGUGAUUUCUGCCAUGUCAACCUAUGCAUUGCCUGUAUAGGAAAACACGUUGCUGAUGACUAUCAAAAACACAUAGUGGUACCAUUCCAAAACCGAAAAUCUACCUUAAUCUAUCCAAAGUGUAGUACACAUCAAAACAAAACAAGUAAAUAUCAUUGCAAGGAAUGCGACAUGUCUGUGUGUUCAAUGUGUACUAUAUCUGCAGACAAACACAAGGGUCAUACAUUUUCAGUUCUUUCUGAAAUGUACAAUGAAAGAAAAGCAGGCAUUGCCAAAGAUUCAGAGGAGAUAGAAAACAUCAUUUCUCCAACAUAUGAAGAAGUGGUCACUGAUUUAGAAACUCAAAUAACAAACUUGGAUGGGGAAUAUGCAAAAUUCAAGACAGUAUUCACAAAAUAUGGAGAGGAAUUGCAAAAAGAAAUUGACAAUGUCAUCAACAAAAUGAAAAAUGAAAUAGAAGAAAUGAAAAUCAAACACCUGGAAAUUCUAAAGAAACAUUUGGAUGAAAUUAAGCAGAUACAGUCCCUUAUUGAGCAAUCACUGAUUACUUUGAAGAAAAUGGAGGAAUCCAAUGAAGUGUCUGUGACCAUGGAAUACAGAUCCCAAAACAAAGAAUUCAGAAAACUUCCUCCCAAAGUCCGAGUCUCCCUGCCUACAUUUAGUCCAAACACGAUAGACAGUGAACAGCUUUACAAGUCACUGGGAUCUUUGAUACCAUUAUCAUUUACCACAGAUGAAAAUGGCUACACACUGAAGAAAACAGAAACCUCACCCAAAGAACUGAUGGAUGAACCAGAGCUUGUCACUACAAUAAAUACUGGGUAUAAAAACCUCCGCAGUGUUACCUGUCUGAGUGAAGAAGAAUUCUGGACAUGUGCAGAAGUCGUUGAUAUGAAAUGCUUUAAUGUUCAAGGUACAGUUAUUAAUACAAUCAAAACAAAAUCAGGGAGAUGUCCAAAUGAUAUAGCAGUGACAAGUGAUGGGGAUCUAGUGUACCCUAGUGGGAAAACACAGACUGUGAAUAAAGUGAAGAGUGGAGAGACAGAGGAGGUGAUCAGACUACAGGGCUGGAGACCCAGCCAACUCUGUGUCACCUCCUCUGGUGAUCUCCUGGUUACCAUGUACACUGAUGAUAAAACACAAUCCAAAGUUGUCCGUUACUCAGGUUCCACAGAGAAACAAACAAUCCAGUAUGAUGAUGAGGGUAAGCCUCUAUAUUCAGGAAAUGGUUAUAUUAAAUACAUCAGUGAGAACAGAAACCUGGAUAUCUGUGUGGCUGUCUAUGGAGCUGGUGCAGUAGUGGUGGUCAAUCAGUCAGGAAAACUCCGAUUUAGAUACACUGGUCACUCAUCUACUACCAAAAACAAACCAUUCAAACCUCGGGGAAUCACAACAGACAGUCAGAGUCAGAUCCUGACAGCAGACUUUAAUAACAACUGUAUCCACAUCCUGGACCAGAAUGGACAGUUCCUCCGCUAUAUAGAUAACUGUGAUCUGAGGAAUCCAUUCGGUUUAUGUGUGGACAAAAGUGACAACUUGUUUGUUGCUGAGUAUUCUAGUGGAAAUGUGAAAAAAAUCAAAUAUUUACAAUGAAUACUAUUGUUUAUAGCCAAGUUAGAGACUUCAAAGUACCGAGGUAAAUGGUUAAAACUUAUUUCAUGUGUCAGGAUGCGUGGAGAGUGAUACAGAGAUUGUAAAAUGUCAACUGUAGACAAUCCACUCCAGACUUCACUUCCUGUCCCAUCUCUAUAAAAGUUAUCUGGAUGUCAAAUUAAUUCUGUAAUGGAUGUCAAACUUCUAAAGCACAACAAAUAACAAACCCUAUUGAUAGCAGAUCUUCGUUAGUAUUGGUAUGUAAUAUGUAUACGGUGUGACCGUUGGACCGAGCGAAGCAUGUAAUGGUCAUUGGAGUGUCCCAAGUGGUAAUCAUAAUUCCGUUAAGUACGGUAGAUUAUGAUUUAUUUAAAAAUAUAUAUUUUUAAUGAAAUUUUCCUUGCUCUAAAAACCCAGUAACAUCUCAAUAUUAAAGGGAUUUAUAUGGGGACAACAGUUUUACAGGAUCCGCCUAUUCAUUGAACAUGGGAAAUAAAACGCAAUGCGACGUAAACUGUGCAUUGUGACGUCACAUUUAGCCUCGACUGUUUUCUCUUUUUCAAAGCAAAAAAUUAUAAACAACAAUAAUACAUUCCGUAUGCAAUGAAAAGGGCCGUUAUAAAACUAAACAAAAUUAACCAAUAAAUUCAAAAUGGUAAAAAAGUAACCGUAAUUUUAUUGUAUAUUCUUAUUCAAAGAAACUCAUGAACUCUAUUUAGUCGUAUUACGGUUUUAUAUGUAAUUAUGUGUUAAAACCUGUUAUAAUGAUAAUUACACUAUUCAUUUUGAACAAACCAAGUGUUUAAAUUACGAAUUGCACGUCAGAGUCUUCUAUUAUUGGCAUUCAAAAUAAAACACGAAUAACUGUUGAAGCAGGUAAUGAAAAAAUAAAUGGCGGCCCGGCGCCCAUAUGUAUCACGAAAAUUUCAGUGAACAUAUAUAGAGAUUAUCUCUUUUUCUUUUGCUGAUUUUGACUUUUUUCUUUUACAUACGCGUUACCUUAAAGCCUUACUUCGCGGACGAGCCUUCGACCCGUCCAAGCUUUGCUCGGUAUUAUAAAAUCUCACAAUGAAGUUGUAUGAUGACAAUGUCUUAUCAAACCUAUAUGGUGGACAUUUUUUUAAUCCUUUAAUUUUGAUUUUAGAAAAUGUUGUGUUUUUUCAUGUAAACCUGUUCACUUUUUAGCUCACCUGAGCUCAAAUGAGCUUUUCUGGUUGCCUGUUGUCCGUCAUCUGUCCAUCUGUAAACUUUUUGCAUUUUCGACUUUUUCUCCAGGACCACUUGGCCAAUUAUAAUCAAAGUUGGCCAAAAGCAUCCUUAGGUAAAGGGCUUUUUUUAAGUUUGUUCAAAUGAAGAGCCAUGCCCCCUUCAAAGGGGAGAUAUUCACAAAAAUGCAAAAAUAGGGUGGGUUCAUUUAAAAAUCUUCUCAAGAACCACUGGGCCAGAAAUGCUUAAAUUUUCAUGAACGCUUUCUGACAUAGUGCAAAUUCAAGUUUGUUAUAAUCAUGGCCCCCGGGAGUAAGAUGAGGCGACAAUAGGGGGUCAAAGUUUUACAUACAAAUAUAUAGGGAAAAUCAUUAAGUAAUCACUGGGCCAGGAAUGUGGAAAUUUACAUGACAACUUCCUGACAUAGUGCAGAUUCAAGUUUGUUAAACUCAUGACCCCAAGUGUUCGGAUGGGGCCACAAUAGGGGAUCAAAGUUUUACAUAACUAAUAAAUAGAAAAAUUAUUUUAAAAACUUUUCCUUAAGAACCAUUGGGUUAAAGAAGUUUACAUUUGCACAAAAGCUUCCUGACAUAGUGGAGAUUGAAGUUUGUAAAAAUCAUGCCCCCGGGGGUAGGUUGGGGCCACAAUAGGGACCAAAGAUUUAUAUAUAUAUAUAUAUAUAUAUAUAUAUAUAUAUAUAUAUAUAUAUGGAAAUCUUUAGAUAUGGGUCAAGGUGACUCAGGUGAGCGAUGUGGCCCAUGGGCCUCUUGUUUCAAAUUCAUCGAAGUGUCAUAUGUCUAGGUAUUUUUAGCAUUGGUCAGAUUUGCAACCUUGUUUAACAUAUUUUGAUAAAUAUUAUUAUGAAAACCUGUCAAUGUAUAAAUUAUUACAACUGUACUCAAAUACAAAAAGUGUUAUGUUUAAUUUUGGGAAAUUUUUAUAUAAAGCUGGUAAACUGAAAUCAGAGUCCACAACAUAAAGAGGUUUAUCCUAAACAUAUCAAUAAUCAUGUCCUUUAUAUUUGAGACACAUGCUCUAUUUUGUGCUUUAAAAUUGUUAUUAUAACUUAUUGAUGUCUCUUUCGCUUAUGUUAUUAUUGUAAUGUGUUAUUUGCAACCUAUAAGCAGUGCUGCUUUUGGAAAUAAAUAAUACAAUAAAAAAACCA
Molecule: messenger RNA, 5825 nt
Organism: Ostrea edulis (European flat oyster)
Lineage: Eukaryota; Metazoa; Mollusca; Bivalvia; Ostreida; Ostreidae
Exons: 3
Coding region: 158-3454 (1098 amino acids)
Biological process (GO): positive regulation of DNA-templated transcription
Cellular component (GO): chromatin; nucleoplasm
Molecular function (GO): ubiquitin-protein transferase activity; zinc ion binding; protein binding
Source: RefSeq, a predicted model, not a curated record